Molecule: messenger RNA, 4192 nt
Organism: Gopherus flavomarginatus (Mexican gopher tortoise)
Lineage: Eukaryota; Metazoa; Chordata; Testudines; Testudinidae
Product: solute carrier family 2, facilitated glucose transporter member 3-like
Exons: 10
Coding region: 241-1743 (500 amino acids)
Biological process (GO): monosaccharide transmembrane transport
Cellular component (GO): membrane
Molecular function (GO): hexose transmembrane transporter activity
Source: RefSeq, a predicted model, not a curated record
GCUCAGUCCCUCCGUAAUAUCCGCACCUCCCAGCAGAAGCCGUAAAUAGAUUGCUCUAAGGCAGCUCCUCAGCAGAGAGAUACUGCAAAUUGCACAGAGCAAAAUAUUACAGAAACAGUUCCAGAUAUUCUGUUGCGUAGGAAGCAAAUACAUGACAUCUGAGAAAUCUUCAACGACUUCAUUAAGAAGGGGGCAGUGAGUGUGUAGUGUCUUGACAUUCUGAGGCAUUUGCCAAGGACCAUGGAGAGCAAAAAGAAAAUUACUUGUCCCCUUCUCUAUGCCGUUUCCAUUGCGGCCAUUGGAUCGCUCCAGUUUGGGUACAACACAGGUGUCAUCAAUGCACCUGAGAAGAUUAUUCAGGCAUUCUUCAAUCAAACAUUGGAGUCGCGGAGAGGAACCCCAACCUCCUCUGAGCUUCUGACCUCGCUGUGGUCCCUCUCCGUUGCCAUCUUCUCCGUGGGAGGGAUGAUCGGCUCCUUCUCUGUUGGACUUUUCGUCAACCGAUUUGGAAGGCGGAACUCCAUGCUACUGGCGAACAUCCUGGCCGCCGUGGGUGGCAUCCUGAUGGGCUUCUCCAAGAUGGCAAAAGCAGUAGAGAUGCUGAUCCUUGGCCGCUUUGUCAUUGGCCUCUUUUGUGGCCUCAGCACUGGCUUUGUGCCCAUGUACAUUAGCGAGAUCUCACCUACCGCCCUGCGUGGCGCCUUUGGCACCCUCAACCAGUUGGGCAUCGUUGUGGGCAUCUUGGUGGCACAGAUUUUCGGCUUGAAGGAAAUCAUGGGGAGUGAGAGCCUCUGGCCACUGCUUUUGGGGUUCACUGUCAUCCCAGCCAUCCUACAGUGUGCUGCUCUGCCCUUCUGCCCUGAGAGUCCUCGUUUCCUGCUGAUCAACAAGAUGGAGGAAAAUAAAGCGCAAGCAGUUCUCCAGAAGCUCCGUGGUACACAGGAUGUGGCCCAAGACAUCCAAGAGAUGAAAGAGGAGAGCACCAAGAUGUCCCAGGAGAAGAAAGCAACAGUGGCGGAGCUCUUCCGCUCACCUAAUUACCGCCAGGCCAUCAUCAUUGCCAUCGUACUCCAGCUCUCCCAGCAGCUCUCGGGCAUCAAUGCUGUGUUUUAUUACUCCACGGGGAUUUUCGAAAAAGCCGGUGUCAAGCAGCCUGUCUAUGCCACUAUUGGUGCUGGUGUGGUUAACACAGUCUUCACUGUCGUAUCGCUGUUCCUGGUGGAGCGUGCAGGGCGCAGGACCCUUCAUUUGGUCGGCUUGGGAGGCAUGGCUUUCUGUGCUGUUCUCAUGACCAUAGCUUUGACACUUAAGGAUGUCUUGAGCUGGAUUAGCUAUAUCAGCAUCAUUGCCAUCUUUGGCUUUGUGGCCUUUUUUGAAAUUGGCCCCGGUCCUAUUCCCUGGUUCAUUGUGGCUGAACUCUUCAGUCAAGGUCCCCGUCCUGCAGCUGUGGCAGUGGCUGGCUGCUCCAACUGGACCUCCAAUUUCUUGGUGGGAAUGCUCUUCCCCUAUGCAGAGAAAUUGUGUGGUCCCUAUGUCUUCAUCAUCUUCAUUGUUUUCCUGGUCAUCUUCUUUGUCUUCACCUUCUUCAAAGUCCCAGAGACCAGGGGCAGGACUUUUGAAGACAUCUCCAGGGGCUUUGAAGGACAAGCAGAAGGAAGUGGCACCAUUGCAGCAGUGGAGAAAAGCCCCAUGGUGGAACUGAAGGGCAUAGGGUCUGCCAAUGAUGUUACCUCAAAUAUUUAAUGCCCCCCUUCUUGACCCUUUUUCAUUGUUAAAGAAAUAAGCGGAGAAUCUUUCAAGGACUGGGCAGAGAUACAUGUCAGGAGAAAAUCUAGGACAAUUUAAAAAUUGCUGCUAUUUUAUUCUUCCCCUCGCACCACUCCCUUUCACAUUUCUGCCAAGCCCUGCCAGUGUUAAGAUGGUCUGAAGUGGGGAGGUCUCAUCUGCUUUCAACACUUGAGGUCAUCAGGAGCUACAGCAAAAAUAACCUCAUCUCCAUCUGCUAUGCACUUGAGGAGGAGACCAUAUGGGCAAUAUUUUUGCUGCUCUCACCUUUAAUUGCUCCUAGGGAUUAAGGUAUUUUUGUGCAUAGCAAUCUCCUGUUUUUUAAACUUAUUAUUUUUGUAUAGUGAGCUAAAGCAACCAAACAACUCUGCCUCUUCCCACUUUAAAUUCAGUUCCACCGUGUGUGCAGUAUUGCACUGGAAUUUAAUGUAAUUGCCAAAAUGUAAAAAGUCAUCAUGUCAUCUUUACUGUCUGGUGGGUGCCUCAGGAGAAGGGGACCAAGUUACCAGAGAGGGUUUUUUUUUCCCUUUUCUUUUUGUACGGCUAGUUUGAAAGCUCAGUUUUACAUUGGUUUAUUUAUUUGUGUGUCAGUUUAAUUGUAAAUAUUUAUUUUUUUAAGAAUGUAAAGAUAUGUACAGAUAAUGAAGAAGAUGUUUAUGUUAUAUAGUCAUUCUAAGAGAUGGUACUGUAGGUUUUAGGUGCAAUAAAACUGUAAAGCAGAAAUGUGGUACUAAAGAGAAAAAAGGGUGCUCUGGUUGGCACAUGAAAUGAAACUGAUUAUGCACAGCUCCAUUAAAGGACAUUUCUGUCCUCCAGACACAAAUCUAAAAAAAAAAAAAAAAAAGUACUAGAGAGAAUAAGCAUGUGACGGUAUUUGUGAAGUUCUUAUGUUCUUCAGGACUUUUUGGUGGCUAUGUUAAAUAACAGUCACAAGGAUUACUUGAAAAUUGAAGUAUUAUAGCAAAAGGGCAUUGUUACUUGACACUAUUUUCAGUCACUAUUAGUUCUUGUGGAGGCUGGGUGAUGAUUUCAGGCCAGAUGCUGACUCAUUCAACUCUCUUUUCUUGAAAAUUGGCUUCUCUGUUCCUCUUUUCUAACAGUAAAGGAAGUCUGAAAGAAACAGAUUGUAAUUUAAAGAGAUGCGAGUAUAAAAAAAUUUCCAAAACUGUAUAUUCUUAUCAAUUGUUCCUAUAGAUAAACUUUAGACAAAGGCACGUAGCAUGAAUCUUCUGGAUACAGGACUAGUCAUCCAAGACACGUAAGACUCUGUAAAGGUAGAAAUGCAGGAAGAGACCAAAGCUCCUGAAACUUGAUAGGCAGACGGAAAGAUGUUUAGUCCAUGGCUAUAGGGUAAAUUUUUGCUACAGGUGCUGGGCUAUCCAUUCUGGAGGCUCCAGGCAAUACUGUAAUGUAUUGUGUGUGUACACUACUGCCCUCUACUGGAUGCGGUAUGUCAGACACAUUCACUUAAUAAUGGUAGAAAGGAGAAAGAAGGAGAGUCCAGUGUGGUUAGGCCCAUUGACACUCCAUCAACAUCCGUGUAGGACGUCCAAACUCAAACUCCAGCACUGAGCACCUCUGCAUUUUUGGAUUGAAACAAACUCUGGAUCUGAAUUAAUAGCUUGGGUCCAUUUACACCAAAGCUAGAAUCACAUGGCUGGACUUCAUACAACACUCGGCAGGGAAGUUAGUAUGCCUGACCUCAUCAACCCAUAGCUGGCUAAAGAAAACAAAACUACAACAAUGCUCCCCAAAUCAUCUGAGGGCACAUCUUGUCUAUUGCUCCCAAGAACCACACCCAAGGUUCCUUACCAUGUAUUCUCCAGGGUUUGCUCUUGUCCAAGUUUUAAAUGACUUAAGGGAUGGAGCCUCCACCCCUUCCCUUGUGGACAAUGAUUACAAAGUUCAGUAAAUUUUGCUGCUGGGAAAUAUUUCCUGUGAUUUAACAAGAACAUUUCCCUCCUUGCUCAAUUUCAUCAACUUACUCCUAAUUCUUCCACCCACCCCCACCCUCUUCGAACUUUCUCUCCCUCCUUGCUGUUUAUGUCUUUCAGAGUUUAUAGACAGUUAUACUCCAUUAUUUCAUCAUUUGGCUAAAUUAUACAGAUUUCAUUCCUUUGAUUCUCCUCAUAACUCUGAUUGUUUAAUUGUUUGUGUAAGACACAGCUUUCUGGUUGUAUGUCUGUAUCUAAGGGAAGGAAAUUCCCCUCCAGAUGGGCAUUAGAGCAUUCCAUACAGCACAUCAGGGUGUUCAUAUGAUGCCUUGGACUCUCACUCUAUCUUAGUCUGUCUCUUUCUCUUUCUCUAUGUGUACAUUAUGAGUAUUUCUGAACGGUUUUAUAUACUUAUUAUUAAUUUGUGAUUGUGUCACAUGUUUCUAAAAUAAAAAUGGUGGAUGUAAAUAUUA